This is a messenger RNA of Harpegnathos saltator (Jerdon's jumping ant), 1684 nucleotides long. RefSeq names its product clusterin associated protein 1 (gene Cluap1). Gene Ontology annotation, cellular component: cilium; microtubule organizing center; intraciliary transport particle B. The record is from RefSeq and is a predicted model, not a curated record. The transcript is spliced from 6 exons. Gene Ontology annotation, biological process: cilium assembly. The coding region runs from base 228 to 1544 and encodes 438 amino acids. NCBI's taxonomy places the organism in Eukaryota, Metazoa, Arthropoda, Insecta, Hymenoptera, Formicidae.
GUCGCGUGAUUUCACAUAAUUCUAUAUUGUAUGCUCUUCAGAAACACGAAUUUAUACGAGAAAUAUCGAUCGCCCGGGCGCAUCGAACGCUCCUUCUUAUUUAUCGCCAGUACAGGUGGCUCGUCUCUAUGGCAACGUCGAGGCGCCAAUAAGAAAACACAUGGCCUGUGGAAGCGUGUCUCAAUCACAGUGUGAUUCAGUCUUUCGGCGUAUUUCCUCGUGCAGAAAUGUCCUAUCGCGAUUUACGUAAUUUCACGGAGAUGAUGAGGGUGCUGGGCUACCCGAGGCUGAUUUCCAUCGCAAACUUUCGCGUACCGAACUUCCCUCUAGUCGCGGAGAUUUUGAUCUGGCUGGUGAAACGCUUUGACCCGGACGUCGAUAUUUCUAACGAUCACGAUAUCGAAGAUCAGCGCGUCGCAUUGAUACGCACCGUCGCAGAGUUUAUGGCGUUAAAGACGAGCGUCAAAUUAAACACGAAAAAGCUGUAUCAAGCGGACGGUUACGCGGUGAAGGAAAUGUUGAAAAUGACCGUGCUGCUGUACGAAGCGCAAAAUAGCAGCGGCGACGUCGAGCAAGGUCGACCCGCCAGCAAUCAGACCGCGGUGAAUUUCGACAUCUCCGACAAGAUCAACGAGCUGAAAACGACGCGGCAGCUCGCCAGUCAACUGACCAUCAAUGGAGCGACUCUCUUCGACCUGCUCGGCCGAGAAGUGGAGCUCCGUGAGAUUCGCAAUACCAAAGUCGCCCGGCAGUUUGACACCUCGGAGAUCGAGGUGGCUUUAAAAGACGUCCUCGACAGCACGCGCAAGGAGAUGGACGAUACCAGAAAGCAGAUCGACAAUGUCAAGGACACGGAGCAAAACUUGGACGCGAGGAUCGAAAGACGGCGGACGGAGCUCGACAGAAACCAAAAGAGACUUCAAACGUUAAAGAAAGUCCGUCCAGCCUUCAUGGAGGAAUUCGAGAAACUCGAGGUCGAGCUGAGGUCUUUGUACGACGAUUACUUGCAGAAAUUCCGCUAUCUAGCGUAUCUGGAACACUUGUACGAAGACGCGGCUAAGGCGGAGCAGGAAAGAUUCGAAAGACGGCAAGCCGCGACCAGGAAGCAACUGGAGCAAAUGAGAGCCGAGGACACGAGCUUCGAGAGCAUGAUGGAAGGGAAUGACUCGAUCUUCGCGACGAAUCUCCAGGAGCCCCUGGUCGCUUCCCUGACAAAUCCGAAAGCAACGGCGGCGGAAAAGUCCGUCGAGUCCGCCCACGUGAAACCAGCCACAGCCGGCAGGGCCUCGAAGAUGCAGUACGGCCAACGGCGCAUCUACGGCAGCAUGUCCGGCCGGCAGAGAGGCACGAUCCAGGAGUCGAACGACAGCGACGGCUCGUUGGACAGCGACAGCGAUCUGCUGAUCGACGGGGACCUCGACGACGACGACGACGACGACUUGUUAAAUUCCGUCGGGACGACCGAUAUCGGCGGUUUUAAUCUCAAGGCCGGCCAAGAGAAGCGGGCCGUCAGUAAGAUCGACCACUCGGACGAGGACUUUUAAUCGCGAAUCGGAAGCCGCGAAAAAGUCCGCCGUCACGCUCGUUUUCCAUCACAUUUCUUUUCUGUGGACAUUUGCGGGGUAAACAGGGGAAAACGUGUAUUCGGGUUGGUGAGAAAAAUAUACAACGUAUGGAAACGAUA